This is a messenger RNA of Aspergillus mulundensis, 1029 nucleotides long. RefSeq names its product AMMECR1 domain-containing protein. Lineage: Eukaryota; Fungi; Ascomycota; Eurotiomycetes; Eurotiales; Aspergillaceae. The transcript is spliced from 2 exons. Bases 1 to 1029 code for a protein of 342 amino acids. The record is from RefSeq and is a predicted model, not a curated record.
AUGGCGACUCCAGCACAUUGCUUCUAUUGCUUCGAGAGCCUGGCUGCCGAGUAUGAUGGGAACGACCCCAUCAGCCUUACUACUGUGGAGGAACUAUGGGAAAGAUACGAACAGUUCAAGAAACUUUCCGAACUUCAAGUCAGCCAGGAGAACGAGGUCCCCGGCCAACAACCUAUAAACGAUGACGAAGCAUCAGGUCAAGGAGUGCAGACCACUUCUCGCCCUCAGACUAUUAAGAUCCCAGAAAUCGGCCGCCUGCAAGCCCAAGCGGCGUCGGAUUCUAGCGCGUCUACGACGCCAUCGGCGAUGUCCAACAAGUCAUCAAGCUCCAUCUUCUCGAGCGCUACCACAUCCAGCUCAAUAUCUUCACAGUCUGACACACCAGCCGGGGAACGACAGCGACUCAGCGAUCAGAGAUAUCCCUUGUUCGUUACAUGGAACACACUGUCAAAGAGCGGCCGCAAAUCCUUACGUGGGUGUAUCGGCACGUUUGAGGCGCAGGAACUCUCUCACGGUCUAAAAUCCUACGCUCUCACAUCAGCCUUCGAAGACACCCGCUUCUCCCCCAUCCCAGAAUCCCUCCUCCCCUCCCUCUCCUGCUCUCUAACCCUCCUAGGCACAUUCGAGCCCUGCACCAACGCCCUAGAUUGGACCCUCGGCACCCACGGCAUCCGCAUUUCAUUCAUCCACCGCGGUCGCCGCUUCGGCGCAACAUACCUCCCCGACGUCCCCGUCGAGCAAGGCUGGACGAAAGAAGAAACCAUCAAGUCCCUAAUGCACAAGGCUGGCUGGGACGGGUCUCACCAUGAAGGCAACACACAUCGGCGGUUCUUCCGCGGCAGUACCAGCAGCAACGCUCGGAGUGGUUCCUCGAACGCGAACUCGAAGCUUGAGCCGUGGGAGCAGGUCUCGGAUUUCCGUACAAUCAAGUAUCAGGGUCUCAAGGCGUCUGCUGACUAUGCCCAGUGGCAGGAGUGGCGUGAUUGGGUGCUCUCUCUGGAUGAUGGAAGUGGGAAGCUGUUGGCUUGA